ACAAAUUACGUUAACGACAGCUGCUAAAUGGAUUUUUUUUCCUAUAGUGAUUGAUAAAUGUUAUUUAAUAGGAUUUUAACAUUGGCAACCUCUCAUAUUGUCAGCAUCUCUGUGGAAUGUUUUUCUUUCCAUCCUGUGAGAGCGCCCUGCUACCGCAUCCUCACUCAGCAGGUGGGAAAAACCCAUUCACGUCUGAUGUCAUCCCUGCAUAAAAGGAAGAGAGGGACGCCUCACACGGAGGCAGAGCAGAGCAGCAAGGAGAAGAAACUACAAGGCCUUCAGAAUUGUCUGGAAAAAGGGGUCAAAAUGACUAAAAAGCUGCUGCUGGAUGUGGACUGUGGUGUAGACGAUGCUCAGGCCAUUAUGCUGGCCUUGGGGGACCCCAAUGUACAGAUCCUGGGCAUCACCUGCGUGCACGGAAACACCACAGUGGAAAACGUGUGCAAGAAUGUGCUGCGGGUUCUUCAGGCCUGCAGAAAAUUGGAGAUUCCAGUGUUUAAAGGUGCUGAUAAGCCCAUCCUUGGGAACAGCCUCAGUGGAGGGAACUUCCACGGUGAGGAUGGCCUAGGAGACGCGCCUGACCCCGGUGCUCCUGGUCUGGACCUGAUUCAGGAAGAGAACGCUGUGUCGGCUUUGAUCAGAAUUGUCAACGAGAAUCCCGGAGAGGUGUGUCUGGUUGCCACGGCACCCCUCACCAACUUGGCUCUGGCUGUGAGGAUGGAUCCAUCUCUGCCGGGCAAACUCAAAGGGCUCUACAUCAUGGGGGGGAACACGGAGUCUCGAGGAAACAUCACAGUGUGUGCAGAGUUUAACUUUGCUGCAGAUCCAGAGGCUGCGUACGUGGUGCUGAAUGAUUUCCAGUGUCCCACUUAUCUGGCCUGCUGGGAGUUUACCUGCUACAGCCAGCUGCCAUGGGAGUUUUGUGACACCUGGUUGGGUCAGGACAGCGACAAGGCUCGCUUCAUGGCGAAAAUCUUCCGCCACAGUAUGGAGGAGGCGAAGAAAGAGAGUACGCAGAACGAGUGUCUGGGUUGCACGGGAUUUGUAUCCUGUGACUCCUACGCCAUGGCGGCCGCCAUGGAUGACUCGUUCAUCACAGAAAGCGAUCAGUACCCGGUCAGCGUUGAACUGACGGGGACUUACACCAGAGGAAUGAUGAUCGUGGACACUUUGGGGCUGCUGAAGAAAACGCAUAAAGCUGUUAUUAUGAAGAAGGUGGACAUGGAAAAGUUCAAAAAGAUGAUGAUGGCGGCUUUGAAAUGACAAACACACAUGGAGUGAACUCAGGUCCUCAGGUUCAGACUGGGUAACAACAACACAGCAAUGCAAAUAAGAAUAGAAAGAGUAAAGCGUCACCUUCAAAAAGCUUGAACCCAUUUAUGGAGGCUUAGGUCCCCGACACAAAGGUCAGCAGUUCAAAACGCCGCCCAGUGAGCUUUGCUGCAUGUCUUCCCCCUCUUUCCAAACACAUUUCCUGUCUACCUACUACUGAAAAAAAUAAACAUAAAAAAUAAAGGCCACUAGUGCCUAAGAUAUUAAAGAGAGAAACCUGCCAUGAAGGAUCAAA
Cyprinodon tularosa is the source of this 1567-nucleotide messenger RNA. RefSeq names its product inosine-uridine preferring nucleoside hydrolase-like. The record is from RefSeq and is a predicted model, not a curated record. NCBI's taxonomy places the organism in Eukaryota, Metazoa, Chordata, Actinopteri, Cyprinodontiformes, Cyprinodontidae. Gene Ontology annotation, molecular function: hydrolase activity, hydrolyzing N-glycosyl compounds. The transcript has 8 exons. Bases 58 to 1263 code for a protein of 401 amino acids.